AUGACAGUAGAAGAAAGUGAUCAGGUGAUUUUUGUAACCGGUGGAUAUGAUCACACAAUAAAAGUCUGGCAAGCACACACUGGAGUAUGUCAACGCACCCUGCAGCACACAGUAUCACAAGUAAAUGCCUUAGAAAUAUCACCAAACAAGCAUACAGUCGCAGCGGCCGGUUACCAGAAUAUAUUUAUGCAAGACCUGGCAGCCAGCAACAACAGCAUUGCACUAAACUAUGAGGGAGCUUCAAAAAAUAUAACAAGUCUAGGAUUCCAGGAAGACGGCAAGUGGAUGUUCACCGGGAGUGAAGACUGCUCGGCGCGCAUAUGGGACAUAAGGUCAGGAACUUUCCAGUGCCAGCGUAUAUUCCAAGCAUCUUCACCGGUGAAUUGUGUUUGUCUGCACCCGAAUCAGUCUCAGCUGAUAGUCGGCGACCAGAGCGGAAUCAUUCACCUCUGGGAUUUGCGGUCAGACCGCAACGAGCAGCUGAUACCGGAGGCUGAGGCUUCUAUCCAGGAUGUCUGCAUCAAUACUGAAGGUACCUACAUGGCUGCUGUCAACAACAAAGGCAGUUGCUAUGUCUGGACAUUAACUGGAGGGAUAGAUGAAGAGAUAACUAAGCUCCAUCCUCAUCAGAAACUUGCUGCUCAUGAACGUUACGCGCUCAAGUGUAAAUUCAGUCCAGACUCAACGCUUCUAGUGACUACUUCUGCGGACCAGACUGCCAGGCUUUGGAAGACUUCAGAUUUCUCACCGUCAAUUGUCUUGCAACAUGAAUCUAAACGCUGGGUUUGGGAUGCUGCAUUCAGUGCUGAUUCUCAGUACAUUUUCACUGCUUCUUCUGAUGGAAUUGCUCGACUUUGGAAUGUUAAUACUGGUACUAUUGAACGUGAAUAUCAAGGUCAUCAAAAAGCAUUGACUGCUUUGGCUUUUCAAGAUCAAGUUAUUUAA
Cotesia congregata is the source of this 945-nucleotide messenger RNA. The record is from the annotation of a GenBank genome assembly. NCBI's taxonomy places the organism in Eukaryota, Metazoa, Arthropoda, Insecta, Hymenoptera, Braconidae.